GGCUGGGCUGGGCUGGGACCGGCAGUCUUUGUUCCUGCAGGGAUAAACGCCGGUUGUAAACCAGGAAACGAGGUGGGUCUUCAGUCUUCCCCAUCCCUCCUCCCCUCCUCUCCCCUUUGCCUGGUUCCCUCCCCCUCUGCCUCUCAUUCUGUAUCUCUCCGGCACGCCUGUCACUGCUGCCUCCCGAGUCGGCUCGGGGAUGCUGCUGUCCGCUAGCCUGGUAUGGGCCACUGCUGCUGUAGGCUCCAUUUCCUCCCUGUGUGCUAUCUGGACCAAACGAGCGAGAGUGCCGUUGUGAAGGAGAGGGAACUGUCCCUGGAGCUCGCCAGAAUCAGGGAUGAAGUGGCUUUCAGUGUUGCACACUGGGAGCAACUGCAGCAGGAGAAGGUGGAACUGGAGCGUCGUUUCGAGGCCGAGCUGCAGGGAUUGCGGGCUCAGCAGCAGCGGGAGCUGGGAGGGCUUGAGGAGCGGCUGAAGGCGCAGCACACGGCCGAGGCCGAGAGCCUUCAGGCCCAGCACCGAGACGAGCUGGAGGAGCUUCGGCUCCAACUGGAAGAGCAGAUUGAGGAGAUGAGUGAGAACCAUGAGGCUUCCUUGAUGGAGAUGGAGACAGCUCACGAUAACACUCUGGCCACUCUGCAGGACGAGCAUGCCAGGACCGUGAAGAAUCUCAAGAUGGCCCACGAGCAGCAGACCAGGUCUCUGGGAGAAGAGUUUGAGAAGAUCAGACUGUCACUGCAGGAUCAGGUGGACACGCUGACGUUUCAGAAUCGUAGCCUCAGAGAUCGAGCCAAGCGCUUUGAAGAAGCUCUGCGCAAGAGCACAGAUGAGCAAAUUGUGGAUGCCUUGGCACCAUACAAACACAUUGACGAGGACCUAAAAAGUCUGAAAGACGUUCUGGAGAUGAAGAAUCAACAAAUUCACCAACAGGAGCUGAAGAUCUCUGAACUGGAGAAAAUACAGGCUGAAAAGAAUGUGUACCUGGAGGAGAGAGUACAGGUGUUGCAGCAGCAGAACGAGGACCUGAAGGAGAGAAUAGACAAGAACCUUGCUAUAUCCAGGCAACUCUCAGAAGACAACGCCAGCCUGCAAGUGCACGUGGAAAAGGAAAGCAACGAGAAGAAGCGGCUGAGUCGCAAUAAUGAGGAACUGCUGUGGCGUCUUCAGACGGGCGAGCUGAGUCCUCGUAUGUCCCCCAGCGCCUCGCCCAUCCACCGGCCCCUCUCUGGACCAGGCUCUCCGGCCCGCCCGCACUCCUACCAUCAAUGAAACUCUCAAUGGGAGCUCUUGUAUCAAAGGCUUCCUUUUAUCUAGCAUCCAAAGCUCUGAUCUUUUUUAAAAAACUCCUUGCAGAAUGUUACUUGGAUUUAACACCAUGUAGAUGGACAAAAACAUUUUCCGGUCAUGUGCCGCUCACCAAUGCCAGGCAUUUUCAAUGUCGACCCCUCUGACCUAAGGAAUUGUAUUAAUAAUUAUGCCUCGUAUGUUCAUAAGGGAUUUUUCUCCCCCUUUACUUUCUCUGUCCCACUGGCGACCCCCCCUCCCC
This is a messenger RNA of Pungitius pungitius (ninespine stickleback), 1546 nucleotides long. RefSeq names its product microtubule-associated tumor suppressor candidate 2. The coding region runs from base 223 to 1269 and encodes 348 amino acids. The record is from RefSeq and is a predicted model, not a curated record. Gene Ontology annotation, molecular function: microtubule binding. NCBI's taxonomy places the organism in Eukaryota, Metazoa, Chordata, Actinopteri, Perciformes, Gasterosteidae. The transcript has 9 exons. Gene Ontology annotation, cellular component: cytoplasm; nucleus.